Molecule: messenger RNA, 1931 nt
Organism: Pelecanus crispus (Dalmatian pelican)
Lineage: Eukaryota; Metazoa; Chordata; Aves; Pelecaniformes; Pelecanidae
Source: RefSeq, a predicted model, not a curated record
AUGCCUGCAGAGAUGCCACCCGGCACCCACCCUCCAGGGGACCAGCCCGUUCCCCCGUCCUGGCCAAGCCUCUGCCGGGAGCUUGUGCCCCGUGGGCUCAGCCUGCAAGCUGCUGUCUUGGAGGAUGCAAGGAUCCUGGACUGUGCCCUCCUGCUUUGCGAGGACUUGAUGCUUCCUGACCUUGUCUGCCUUGCCCAGAGGCAGCUGGAGGGAGACCUCUGCACCGCAGCAGGUCCCUGGGGCCAGCCGGGUGCCUCCAGCCCCUGCAACACCCUCCCCGGAGCAGGGGGAGAGGGCAGAGACCCUCCUGUUUCAAAACGCAGCUUGUGCAAUGCUGACACGUGGAAUUCAUCAGGAACAGCUCACUACAUCUCGGCUGCCGGCUGGCUGAACGGGGAUCCCCAUCAGCGCAUCGCGCGCUGCUGGGCUGUAUCAGAACUGCCUGGGGCUGAAGUGUCAGCGGGCACUGGGGAAUACAGCCUCUCGCCGCUUUGCCAAGCCUGGGAUUUCAGGAUCAGUGGCUCUUAUCUCCAGAUCCGGAAAUACCACCUUCUGCCGGUGGCGCAUUUGGAAAAUUUUAGCGACCGCGGGUUUAAGCACAGGGAAGGGGAUGCCCUGACCCGCAGGGACUGGCUGCCACGCGGCAAAGCUGCUCCACUGCCGGCAUCUGUACCCGAUCCAGCCGUCGCCACGAUGCCCAUCACUCGGCGGCGUGACAUGAGAGGUCCCUGUGCCAGGGGGACGCUCUCUCCCGCACCCCCUAAAAUAGGCAGAGAGGAACGCUCCGUGGUCACCAUGGAGUCUGACCCCGCCGCUUUCUCCCAGCAGACCAGUCUCUGUCCUGGCGAAAUGGUUACUUCUCUUAGCUCGUUAUUUGGGGUCGGUGGUGGGUACCUCGUAGAUGGCUCCCAGAGGCUGCUGUUGUAUCGCCGACACCACAUGCGGAAACGCUGCGAGUGCCUCGGUACGGGGGCCUGCCCUGGGCGCGCCUCGGAGCCCGCGGUCACGCAGCCCGGUGCCACUGCUGGUCCCUGCCCUGAUGCCAUCUGGGGUGGGAUUGCGAUGCUGACACCGAGGGACGCCUCUUCCCAGGAUUUGCACAACUGUAAUGGAUUUGGACAUAGCAAAGAAGCCAGUUGCAAACGGGCAAACCUGCUGCGCAAGGACUUGGCCAGCACAACCUCCCUGAGGUCCGUGGAGUCGGAGGAAGGGAACCCUUCCCGCGUGGCAGAGCUGAGCGCCUCGACGGUGCUGCUGGGUGUGUGUGUAACUGUCCUCUCUUCUCUUCAGGACAGAGUCAUCAAUCUAGUUGUUGGCGGCUUAACGUCCGUGCUGCUUCUAGUCACUCUAAUCAGUGCUUUUGUCUUCCCGCAACUACCUCCAAAACCUGUGAAUAUAUUUUUUGCUUUCUGCAUCUCCUUGUGUUGCAUUUCUGCUGGCAUACUUAUCUACUGGUAUCGACAAGGAGACCUGGAACCUAAAUUUAGGAACCUAAUUUACUAUAUUUUAUUUUCUAUCGUCAUGUUAUGUAUAUGUGCCAACCUGUACUUCCAUGAAGUGGGCAAAUGAUGGACACUGGGAAUACCCAGCAAUGAUGCUACUGUGUCAGACUGCUUUCAGCUCAGCCCGAGACAUUUAAGUGAGGACAAUCAGCCUGAAAGAAGUGGGUUGUGCAAGGAUAAAUCAGUACAUGAUUUUCAUGUAAAUGUAUAUGUAAUGUCCCUCUUGUUGGGGAGAAUUAUUGCCAUAAGACGUGACAUUCUGCUUUUUUUGAAGAGCUACUGUUGCACUUAAUGAACAUCCCAGUUGUACUGAUGUUUCAGAAUGGCACAAGCUUUUUCAUUUUGGAAAAAAAUGCAUUUUUUUAUUACUGUACAAAUAAACUGCAGCAUUGCAAGGAUCUGUAGCAGUAUAAAUAAAUGGCAUCUUAC